CGUCAGCGGGCGCAAGCGCGCGAUGGUAGCGAUGAGCUGAGAAGUUCUCCCGUGAAAUGUCUAGCACGUAACCAGUGCUAGCUUGUCCUCUAUUGUUCUUAAAACUCAGAGCAACAAGGAACCCUCUCUGGAGCGCCGCGUGCGACAGUCCCUCUCGGUAAAAACAAAAAUGCGCGGAAAUCGACGUUUUCGCCUGCAUGCGCCCGCGUACUACUGUCCUACGGCCACACCUUCUGAAUCCAACUGACAUACUCAAGUAUGUGGCGCCAGUGCGAAUCGAUGCUGGCGGGCAGAGGGUGCGAAACGCAAAACAGCGAUCUGCCGACAGGGAGAGCAUUCUUGUUUUUGGUACCCAUGGCAGCGAUUGUAGGCAUCAAACACUAGCUUGACAAGGCGCAAAUGGCGACCCGCGAGUGGAAACUCCGGCAAACGGUGGAGUCGCAUGCCGGCGACGUGACGGGCUGCGACUUCUCGGGCACCACUUUGGCCACCUGCUCGAAUGACAAGACGGUGCGACUUUGGCUUUUCGAGGCGGGCUCCUUCACGGAGUCGUCCGCAUCCCCUCUGGUCGGCCACAAAUACGGCGUUAACGCGGUGCAGUUCUCGCCGCUGGGCACGGCACUCGCGUCGUGCUCCAUCGAUGGGAGCGUGUUCAUAUGGAAUGUUCAGAGCGGCGAAGUGCUGGGCCAGCUACAGCAUCCAAGCGAAGCGGCCUUGCGCUGCUGCAGCUUUUCCCCAUCGGGUGCAUUGCUGGCCACCGGAGGAGAUGACGAGACGCUGGUGUUGUGGGACGUGGCCACACGCUCGCUCGUACGAUCUCUUGGAGGCCACGGCGCUCUGGUUACCGCAUGCAGCUUUUCCCCCGAUGGUGCGCUGCUGGCUUCCGCGUCGUCCGCUGGAGACCUGCGCAUCUGGGAUGCGCGCUACGGUCAUGGCAGCUGCCUGCUGACGCGAUCUGAGGCCCACGACCUGGGUGCCACUGGCUGCCACUUUAGCCCUCAGUUCGAGGCCAGUCUUGCACAGGGCACGCUCGAGAGCAGCUACCUGCUUGCGUCCUGUGGCAACGAUGACCUCGUGCGCGUGUGGCAGGUGCGCAUGGCGCACCGCUGCAGCCUCUGGUCCCAGUGGGUCUUCGAGGGCCACUCGGGAAAUGUUAUGUGCUGCCGUUUUGCACCUGGCGGUCAAAUGCUAGCCUCCAGUGCUGGUGACAAGACCACCAUACUCUGGGAUGUGGGCACUGGAGAGCAGCUGCAGCGGCUUACCAAGCAUACUCGCUACGUGCCCUGCUGUGCCUUCUCAAGUGAUGGCGAGUUCUUGGCCACGGGCUCUAAUGAUCGUACCGUGGUUAUUUGGACACAAGUUGAGGGCACGACGCAGGAGGAAGGUCAGGGUGAGAAACCAAAGCCCCUGUCCCCACAGCAGCCACCGGUUCCCAAGGAGGGCGUCGGGGUGGCCGCGGUGGGCCGCUGGUCGGUGAACCAGGUGGGCGAAUGGCUGGAGGGCCUGGGCCUUGGGCAGCACCGGGCCACCUUUGAAGAGCACGCCAUCGAUGGCCAGGAGCUGCUGCACCUGACCCACGAGGGGCUGAGCAAUGCCCUGCAUGUGGACGCCCUGGGCACCCGUGCUCGCCUGCUGCGCGAGGUGCAGGCCUUGAAGCACCCCCUGUGGCGGCACUUGCCUCCAGCCGGGGAGGACGACGCCGCCCUUCCCGAGGAGCUCUUCUGCCCCAUCACCCAGGAGCCCAUGCGCGAUCCUGUUGUGGCCGCAGGUGAGUGCUUGGGAAGUGAGGAAGGUCAGGGCGAGAAACCAAAGCCCCUGUCCCCACAGCAGCCACCGGUUCCCAAGGAGGGCGUCGGGGUGGCCGCAGUGGGCCGCUGGUCGGUGAACCAGGUGGGCGAAUGGCUGGAGGGCCUGGGCCUUGGGCAGCACCGGGCCACCUUUGAAGAGCACGCCAUCGAUGGCCAGGAGCUGCUGCACCUGACCCACGAGGGGCUGAGCAAUGCCCUGCAUGUGGACGCCCUGGGCACCCGUGCUCGCCUGCUGCGCGAGGUGCAGGCCUUGAAGCACCCCCUGUGGCGGCACUUGCCUCCAGCCGGGGAGGACGAUGCCGCCCUUCCCGAGGAGCUCUUCUGCCCCAUCACCCAGGAGCCCAUGCGCGAUCCUGUUGUGGCCGCAGACGGUUACAGUUACGAGCGGACGGCCAUCAUCCGCUGGCUGGAAAGUGGGAAGGACACCAGUCCCAUGACAAACGAGCCGCUGGAGCACACCAUGGUGCUGCCCAACCGCACCCUGCAACUGCUCAUCCAGAAGUACCUGCGCUAGAGGCAUGCCUGAGUGGCGUCCACAGGCAUCGCCUGCAUGCGCUUGGGUAACCUUGCUCUGGGUGCGUGCUUCACUUUGCAGACUUCAUGUGGUAGGUAACUGGGAAGCGCUGUGAAACACUGCUCUGUGAUGCGGGAUUAGCAACAAGACCUGGAGGUCUUCAUUGCAUAGUUCAGCACACUCACUUACGCUCAUUUCACAGUUGUGAGUAUGAGUGAAUGAUAAAGGGUGUGCGAGUCUAAGGGGGUACAGCAUGAGUGCAAUCAAUUGUUAAUGGACUUGAGUGUGAGUGUGAAUGGCAGGAUGAGUGUGUACAUGAGUGUAGUGUGCGCGUGAGAGAAUUGGAACACGAGUGAGUGCCGAUGAGUGUUCGUGGAAGUAAGAGUACAAAAUGUGAGGGAGUGUGGCUGAGUGUAAAUGGACGGGAGCAAAAAUAAGCUCUCGUGGCGAUAAGUGCGAGUCUGCGCUAUCCAGAAAAAAAAAAAAAGAAAGAAAAAUGACUGACGAAUAAGUGCCCUCUUAUUGUGCUGACCCCUGAGCGUGAUUCAUACGAGAAGCAGUAAACGCCCUGAUGUCUUUUCUAAGAUCUCCAAGUCUUGCGCUCAGUUUCACGUCAGGGCAUAGUGUUCCGGUGCGUCUCGUUACGAAAUGUAUGUACUGCAACACAUAACUGGAAAAUGCAUUUAUGCCACAUAGUGUCUGAAUUUCAUUGUUUCGCUGCCACAGUUUCCCACCAAUGUUCAUAUCGAGAUUGGAAUGCUGUUGUUAUGCGGCCCACAUUUUUUUGUUGUGGUAUGAACAACUUUCCUAGUAGGACCAAAUACCCAUAGCUCUGACGGAAGUAGUUUGGCCUUUGCAGCACUAUAAAAAAUGUGGGCAUUGGAA
Messenger RNA from Rhipicephalus microplus (southern cattle tick), 3207 nucleotides. RefSeq names its product WD repeat, SAM and U-box domain-containing protein 1-like. NCBI's taxonomy places the organism in Eukaryota, Metazoa, Arthropoda, Arachnida, Ixodida, Ixodidae. Gene Ontology annotation, molecular function: ubiquitin-protein transferase activity; protein binding. The record is from RefSeq and is a predicted model, not a curated record. Gene Ontology annotation, biological process: protein ubiquitination.